GUGCUUGGGAAGACGAUUCUCUAGGCGAUGCCGUAACUAAUGAACAUUUCUGUGUUAUUAUUUACGGAGAGAAAACAAAUUUUACCGAGCGCCCUCUCACCGAGGAUUACCUUUGUGAGCUGCUAUCCAGGGCACUGACAUUAAAAUCACCCUACCUCAGCUGUUUAGUGUGUAAAAUGUCGGCACAAGUGAAAUGUGUAUGUCCGGUGUAUAAAACUUGUACAAAUUUUGACAGUAAAAUCUGUGAUAGAAAUAUCCGCCUCGACAGCGGAGUUGAAGUGGACAAUGUCUGUGAUAACUUAAACCAUAUAGAACCGUUGACUCACCCUUGUUAUAAUUCCACGCCUUUCAAACGAAGCAGCAGCACAAAACUAUACCAAUGUGAAGAUUCGCCUUGUUUCUCAUCGCCGUCUAGCUCAGGGAUAUCAUCAUGUCAGUUCUCACCUCCGCCAUUCAAGAGACGGUUGAGCUUCAUUUUGACCUCACCUCCCUCAGGGAAAAGCAGCCUUCCAUAUGACUGUAACUGCUGUUUUAAGUUGCCGCCAUGUGUUUGUCUUAGCUUACAUCGUCCAGAUGAAUCAGUAUUACAUGCACCUCCUGCGCCUCCAAACCACCGCGAUAGCGGCAUAGGGUUGGAUUCCGAUGCCGGGUUUUACGACAUGGAGUCUGACGAAGAGUUUAGUGAGCAGGACUCUGAAAGACAUUGCCCCAUGUGCCAUAGACAUAGGACUAUGUGUUGUUCUUAUAAACAAAAUCACAGUGUAAAAUGUAAAGAAAUUUGCAACACCACUGGAGAUAGCAGCUCUCUUGGGAAUCUUCCUGGUGGGCCUGUCCAUUUGGGCCACACUGGUGAGAAAAACUCUGUCACACCUGAAGAGAUGGCACCAUGUAUCGGUGGUAAAAGUGAUAGCCCAUCUGAUAAAGGGGAUGAUGGAAAUGCUUGCUCGCCAAAGCCAAAUGCUGGAUUUGAGGACGUGCCUGCGUCAAAGGGCGAUGUUGGCUUUGAUGAACGGGAGAUCCUUCACGACGAUGGCCAUCUAGAUGAUGCCCUGUACAAAUCCACAGAACUGGAUGUCCCCAAAGAUGAUGAGCGAGCCCAUUCUCCCAUUGACAAGGAGAAGCCCAUGGAUAUUGACCUGCCACCCCCUGUUGUCGGCGAUGGUUUUGGUGAUGGCUUUAUGGGUCAAAAUUUUAUGGGAACUGGUGGAUUAUUUGAAGAUACUCCCGCCGUGUCUGGAAUAGCAGCACCUCAGGAUGCAUCAGAAGCUGCCUCUGCAUCACCCAAACAAGGAGAGUCAGAGAAGAAAUCAUCUGGAGUUGAGGCUGACAAUGAGGAUACUAUGCCUUCUUUCGCAGCAGCAGCAGCAGCUGGAGUCUCUGCUGUGUCCAGCACCCUGGGUGAACAGACAACCCUGGUGCACAACGAGGAAGAGGCAUUUGCUCUAGAACCUCUUGACAUCACUACCGUUCCUGGCACAGAAAGGAAAGGUAAAAGGAAGAGAAAGCUGAUUGUUGAUGAGCAGAAAGGAAUACCCAGUGAGACGAUGAAACUGCAGUUGUCAGACACCUCCGACAUUGUAAGCUCGCUGGACCUGGCCCCACCAACCAAGAAGCUGAUGCUGUGGAAGGAGACCGGAGGGGUGGAGAAGAUAGUUAUGCUGCCGGGAAGGCCAAUCAACUCCAAGGUCACAUCUAAGUUUUUCACAAGGAAUUUGAUAUGCAGGCCAGUGUCGGAUGACUAUGAACCAGGCACUUCUACAAUAGAUCUGGACAUGGCACCCGAGGCUGCAAGAGAAAACGAGCGCAACAGUACUUUGAUGGAUGCGACCCGACAGUCCGAAAUGAGCACAAUUAUGGAGGAGCCGUCCAACGUGGCUGAAACAUCCAGGCGAUCAAACGCCUCCUCUGUGAACAGAGAUUUAGCAGACGUUACGUUGAGAUCUGAGCAAAUUUCCCUCCUGGAGCCAUCAAUACCCAACAACCAGUCACUGUUUGACCAGAUGCCGGACAACAUCCCCAUGCAACCAACAGAGGUGCCCCCUCCGGAACCCGCAGACAUUGUCCCCGCCAUGAACCCCUUGCUGGAUGACGGCCCUGCAUCAGUGGCUCCUUUCUCUGUGGCACCACCAUCUGUAGCACCUUUGUCUGUGCCCCCAGCAAUGACAUUCGAUGACCUUGAACAAGAGCUGGAAGCCGAGCAGAUGCCAGAGAACGCCGAACAGGAAGAGAAACGGUGGAGCAAGCGCACACAGCAGAUGCAGCACAUUUUCGAACAGGCCUUCACCUUCUCGGACACACUCAGCUUCAAGGAGAUGGCACGCAACCACAACCGCAAGCAGGCAGCAUCCAGAUUCUACACUCUGCUAGUCUUGAAGAAGCACCAGGCAGUCAAUACAGAACAGAACGAGCCUUACGGGGACAUUCUCAUCACUAAGGGGCCCAACUUUGGUGCUGCUUGUUGA
Candidula unifasciata is the source of this 2462-nucleotide messenger RNA. NCBI's taxonomy places the organism in Eukaryota, Metazoa, Mollusca, Gastropoda, Stylommatophora, Geomitridae. The record is from the annotation of a GenBank genome assembly.